ACGAGGCCGCCGCCGCACUGUUUGUCAGUCCCCACACGGCGGCCGCCACACGUGACACUCGCCCGUCCCGCAGGUCACGUCUCGCACCCGCCCGGAAUACCGCCCGGCGACGCCCUGUGACAGUGACGCCCAUCACGCACGCCGGGCACGCGCCCUGCCACGUCCGCCACGCACCGCGCUGCCUGCCUGCCUGCUAGACCUGGGCACGCUCGCCGUGGGAGACCCGUGCCCAACACGUGUUUGUGUGCCAACCCACCCGCAGCCGUCCACUCGCGCCCUCAGUGUUGUGACGGCAGCGUGGAAGUGACCUCCUUCAGUGUGUGUGUGUGGCAAUCCCCGUGUUGUGACCUGUGUCCUUGGGAAAAAUACGAUAUCUUGUUUUUCUUUUAAAAAUCGUGACCUCGACAGCGGGUAACCACCCUCCUCCCCUCCUCACCUCCCCGAGUGUAACAGAGUUUAGUGACCUGUGCUGUAGUGACCCCUCCCCCUGCGCUGCGCCUCCCGUGACAGUGGCGUUUUUGUGUCUGUGGAAGAAGCUUCACUCAACCAGUGACUACUGUAGACUGUGUCCAGCCUUAGCAACAUCGGACUCGUGUCACUGGCUGCUUGUAAGACUGCGAGCAAUCGUCACAAGCCUGGAAUUCAUAUAUGGAAAUUCUGGUCGUUGCCAAUUAUUGUGAAGUCUACAAGAAGUGUUUGUCUGUAUUACAUGAAACACACCAAGAUAAGGACUAAUCUUUUGUCAGCCCCCUCAUAAGCCCAGUCUUGCUCAAUUAACUCACUAGCGCAUCCAUCACCUCCACUCACUUCCCGCCUCACUCCCGACCCGACAACCUUGCCGCUUUGCCAGUCAAGAAAGCCAGGUUUCGGUACAUAUCAGUUAAAAAGUAGUAAUCAGAACCUCUAAAGAGUUAAUCUUGGUCACGAAGUGCACCGGUGCAGAAAGUGGUGACAAAAAAAAAAUCGGGUCGAAGGAAGUUAGCCGCGACAGGGGAACUCGACCGCGCGGCGUGUUGGCCCCGAGGGAGGAAAUGAGUGUGUCAUAAAAGCCGAAAGAAGCCGCGAACACAUAUACAUAUAUGCACCUGUGGCUCCCGGGGACCCGCCCACCGAAACCGGAAUUCCAUGAGCAAGACGAGUGCACCGCGACGAGGAAGAGGAACAUCUGCAAAAAAGGCUUCCGAAAGAAUUCCGCAGAAGAUUGUAGAUUCGAUUCUUUGGAAUUUCCCUCCGCGUCGGAAGCCCCUGCUCUCGGCCCGUGUCGCUGUUCAGUCACGUCGUCCUUCUUCGUUUGGCAGCGACCAGACCUGCCCAGGCGUUGCAGCGGAUUAACAGCAGGAGAGACAAAUAAGAUACCGGAAGACGACCAUUCGCCCGAGUGAUUAGUCGGAGCAACCGCCGAUACGGCCGCGGAGGCGAGGGAGGGAAGGCAAAACCACCGGCGGGCCAUCCGUCUUACGCAGUUUUUACUCCAUUAAUAGUGUAAUCACUUCUGUUCUACCUUCGGCUUAUUGCUGUCGGGUAUAAUUGCUGCUUUAUAACACAGACGAGCGACGUCAGUGGAAGAGCAAUGUUGCCAAAGAACCACAGGAACCGCGUUGGUCGUUAAACCCCUAGAUUUCGCAGUUUUUAGGGGGUUCCUUUGCCGACCGGACUUGGCCAACGAGAUGCGCAACUGACCCGGAGACCGCUCGUCCUCCCGCUCCAGUUCGGGAACACCAACCAAAGAUAAGUAGUUGUCCAGCGUCUUAUGCCUCAACCUGGCUGAGAUUUCUCUCCGUCGAGGCAUCCAGCGCAGACGACGUCUUCGUACCCCGAGAUCUGUCGCUCGAGGGGCACCCAUUCCUUCACCUGCCGCGGAACCCGUGAUCCCAACGCGGAGACAAGAUGGCUGAUUGGUACGGCUCGCGCGAGCAGCUCAUGUCUCUCCAUGGGCUCGACACGGCGAUGCUUGGGUACGGCAUGAGCGCAGCGGCAUUCCCGCCCAUCCAGCCAGAUGCUUACUCUCACGCCCAUGCCCAUGCAGCAGCGGCAGCAGCAUAUAAUUUUCAGCGACAGCCAUCGGUCACUCCAGGAUUUGCGCAUUCAUGUUUCGCGCCCGAUCAACAAUGGCGACAAUUGCCAGACGGAAGUAUCCUGGAGCUUCGGAAGGAAAAAUCCAGAGACGCGGCGCGAUCCAGAAGAGGAAAGGAGAACUACGAAUUCUACGAGCUGGCUAAGAUGCUGCCCCUCCCCGCCGCCAUCACCUCCCAGCUGGACAAAGCUUCAAUCAUCAGACUCACCAUCUCCUACCUCAAGCUUCGAGAAUUCACACUGCAUGGAGACCCUCCGUGGCCGCGAGACAGCUCCGGUAACAAGUCAUUGAAAUCCAAUCGUAUGUACAACCAAACCGGGGGCAACCUCAGACCGAGAUCGAUGUCGGGCAUGACGAUGGACAUCUUCGAGACCCACCAGGGCACCCACAUCCUCCAGAGCCUCGACGGGUUCGCCUUCUCCUUAGCAGCCGACGGCAGGUUCCUCUACGUCUCCGAGACCGUCUCCAUAUACCUUGGCCUCUCGCAGGUUGAAAUGACUGGCAGUAGCGUGUUUGACUACAUCCACCAGCAAGACCACCAGGAACUUGCUGACCAAGUAGGUCUGACCUUAGCCACGGGUCAGCCUUUGCCCUCCCCCUCCUCUUUAGGGUCAGAGGAAGGGGCAGCAGGGUCACAGGGAACUAUGAACCCUGACGGUAAGCCUCCAUUGGCUUCAUCCAUGACCAUCUCCAGCGCCUCCAUGUUCAAGGGCUUCGAUCGAGCCUUCUGCAUCCGCAUGAAGUCGACGCUAACGAAGAGAGGUUGCCACUUUAAGAGCUCGGGAUACAGGGUUGUGCUGAUCCUGGGACACCUACGACCACAGUACGUGUUUAGCCACUCCCGCAAGAAUCCCCCUCAGCUGAUGGGUCUUGGUGCACGAAGUCAGGCUCGAGUCGGACAUGUUCGUCACGAGGAUCACCUUCGACUUCAGAAUAGCACACUGUGAACCCAAAGUGACCGACCUCCUGGACUACACCGCCGACGAGCUCCAAGGGCGAUCCUUGUACUCGCUCUGCCACGGCCAAGACGUCGAGAAGCUCCGCAAGACACAUGUCGAUCUGAUCCAGAAGGGUCAGGUCAUGAGUCCGUACUUCCGGAUAUUGAACAAGACGGGCGGAUACACGUGGAUGCAGACCUGCGCCACCGUCGUCAUCAACAGCAAAAACGGAGACGAACAGAAUAUCAUCUGCGUCAACUACAUCAUCAGCGGGUCCGAAUACGACAGCGUGGUGCUCGACCAGACCCAGCUGGAUCCUGCCCUGGCCAACAUGAAGUCGGAUGACCUUGAUUACCCCAACAGCGCCACGCCGGAACCCUCAGAAGCGAGCUCGGGCGUCGUGGGCGAGGACACCGGCGGGUCGCCCAGAGCCUCCGCCAACACCACGGGCGGAGGGGCGGCUCAGGGGGGCACCCGCUCCCCCUCGGGCCCGUCGGAGGCCAUCCCGACAGCACUCCGAGGUACUCCCAGUAUUCCCUUAGACGGGUCUCAGAUUAAGACGGAGGCCCCUGGCGGCCUAUUGACUCCGAUGGUGAAUGCUGACAUCGCAGAGGAGUCUCGAGGAGGGUGCGAGGGCGCGCCGUCCCCGGGCCGGCACUCCGCUCCCCCCGUGUCGACGCCCGGGACUCCAUCUGGAGGCGUCGCCCGGAGCCACCGUCGCGCCCACAAGGAGUGAUGAAGGCACCGUCAGAGACCUGGAGGCCGCGAUGACCAGACACCUGCCGGACGACCCCACCGACUUCUCGACGGACGCCCUGCUGAAGGGCGGCGCUACGUCUGCCGCGGGCGGAGGCCUCCCGGCUUCCACGCUGCUGAGGCAGCUGUACGCCAGCAGGGAGAGCGUCAUCCGCUCGUCGGUGCAGAGGUCGUACUACUCCGACGUGGGAUCGGCGCUGCCCACGCCGCCCGGCUCGGAGAGCUACCAGGACACCAUGUUCAACAAGGGGCACGAUUUCCCGUACCCCGGCGGAGGCCUGGCGGGCACCGGCUACCCCGACUACCACUCCGCCAUGACACCGCCUUCCAGCGUGUCCCCGCGAGAGAAAAUGGCUGGGGAUUGUGGCGACCUGAGGGGGACGUCGGGAACUUACCUGGGGGAGGGCGGUGGCAUGCCUGCCCAGCCAGUGCCUCUCAAGCCACAGGUGUACUCCUACGGGUCGUCCGGAGUGCCGUUGGACUCCUCCGCGUACUCCACUCCGCUCACAGACCAAGCAGGCCUCUACACGCCCUCCAGCUUUCACCUGUACCACUCCAACACCACCAAGACGGCCACCUCGUACGACAGUCUGCGCCCGGGCGGCACGUGGUACGCCCCGUCGUCAUAGCACCAGUAGGGAGGCCGACCUCGCUGGAUUCGUCAUGCAGGCAGCCGUUCGUGCUCGGAGGCCGCCGUGCAGCUGAAGGAAGUUGGCCGAGUCGCGGCCGCUCUGGUGUCGAAACACUCGCGGCUCCCGUCGGCAGCUGACCGCGCGUUCAUCGCUUGAGGAUGCAGUGAAGUUCUGAGUUGUUGCACACUCCGGCCGGCGCCACCGUGACCCUUUGCAACUACACAAAAAAAGUAUUCUAAAAAAUCAUCUAAAAAAAAAUGAAGAAAAAGUGACCUGUGACACUGUCUAUUCUCCAAGCAGUAUUUUGUUAUCAGUAUGCCUUGUUGUGCAUCAUUACCUCCUACAACAAACCACGCCCCUCUGGCACUCGUGUGACCGUGGCCCCCUCCCCCUCAGAGGGUGAGGAGCCAAGAUGGAGUGUAUGUUUUCUACAGCUCUGUUUGUCUGUCUUCCGCGGGCUCCCCUGGAUACAUAUCGCUGCUGUUUCUCCACGUCGUAGCCAGGCUAUAAAGGAAAAACUGGUACCAGUGAUUCUUUCAUUUUGGAGGUGAACGAAGCUCAUGGGAAUGAGUUAAAACAUAUCCACACGUCUGAAUCUGUCAUUGUAGGGCCUGAGGAUUUUUUUUUCUUUCUUUUUUUCAGUCAACCCACUUAGAGUAAUAUAUUGUCAUAUUAUAAGAAUAAUUAUAGUAAUUUCAAGUUCUGGGCAGUAGGUGCUCUUUCAGAUAGGCCGUCUUGACUCCUAUUGACUUUAAUUCCCUAGGAUUUAGGACUAACAAAAGAGUGGAAAAGGUAAAUUGUAAAUUUACGAAUCGAAUUGUGCAAAAAAGCAACUACAAUCAUCCAAAUGAUAGUUACAUAUGGCUUAGUUUUUUCUUACUGAAUGUUCAAUUUUAUAAAUGCAUUAUAAAAGAAUGACUCAUUGACCAGAAUGACUGUUGAUGAUACUGUAACAUAAGUGUGUAUUCAGUGUUCUGUAAAAAAAAAUCAUUACCAAAAAAUCAUUAUUACAAAUAUUGGAGCCAUACUGGUUAGUGUAAUCAUAACUCAUUAGAUAUUCGGAAGCACUGCAGCUCAGCAACACCUAUGUAAUAUGGAAGUUUCAGAUUAUGGAGCAAAAAAAAGUAUAUAUAUAUUGAAUUCUGAGUGCAAUAUUGAGGUUGUCG
Molecule: messenger RNA, 5566 nt
Organism: Penaeus monodon (black tiger shrimp)
Lineage: Eukaryota; Metazoa; Arthropoda; Malacostraca; Decapoda; Penaeidae
Gene: trh
Product: protein trachealess-like
Biological process (GO): regulation of transcription by RNA polymerase II
Molecular function (GO): protein dimerization activity; RNA polymerase II transcription regulatory region sequence-specific DNA binding; DNA-binding transcription factor activity, RNA polymerase II-specific
Source: RefSeq, a predicted model, not a curated record